AUGGUGGAGAAUUUUGAGGAAAUCAAGUCCAAAUUUGUCAAUGCAGGACAGGAACAUGUUUUCAAAUACUGGGAUACAUUGACCAACGAUGAGCAGUGUAAGUUUUUACAGCAACUUUCGAAAAUUGACGAUCCAUCUCUUUUUAUGAGGGAUGUUACAGAUGCCAUUUUGUAUUCAUCGUCUGUCUCUGGAUCGAAGGAAUAUACACAGCUUCCAGCAUCGUCCUUUCAGUCUACCAUCUCUUGUGAAAGGGAGCAAUUGGCCAAAUGGGAAAAUCAAGGUUUACAACUAAUCAAAGAGGGUAAAGUGGGAAUUAUACUUAUGGCUGGUGGUCAAGGCACAAGAUUAGGAUCAUCUGCUCCAAAGGGAUGCUAUGAUGUUGGUCUUCCGUCUCGUAAAUCACUUUUUCAGAUCCAAAUUGAAAGAAUGAGAAGGCUGGAAACAUUAGCAGGAGGUGAUCUUAUCCUCUAUAUUAUGACAUCCGGGCCAACUCGCCAGACUACAGAAGAAUUUUUUGCUAAAAAUGGUUAUUUUGGUUGGAACAAGGAGAAAAUAGUAUUUUUCAAUCAAGGAACUCUACCAGCUGUUGAUUUAACUGGUGAAAAAUUGUUGAUUGGGGAAGAUAGAUGCUCUUUAGUAGAAAGUCCUGAUGGAAAUGGUGGUUUAUAUAAAGCAAUACAUGAUAAUGGCAUAAUAGAGGAUAUGAUGAAUAAGGGAAUAGAACAUGUUCAUAUGUACUGUGUUGACAAUAUUCUAGUUAAAGUUGGCGACCCUAUAUUUAUUGGAUACUCAACAUCCAAUCAAUUUGAUGUAGCGACUAAAGUUGUUAGAAAAAACGAAGCCAGUGAGAAAGUCGGCUUGAUUGUUCUCGAUAAGAGUGCUAAUAAACCCUGUGUCAUUGAGUACAGUGAAAUUUCAAAAGAUUUAAGUGAAGCAAAAGAUGAUACCGAUUCUUCCUUGUUGAAGUUAAGGGCUGCCAAUAUUGUCAACCAUUAUUACAAUGUCCAAUUUCUUGCUAAAAUGAUCCCUCAGUGGAUCAAAUCUAGAAACUUUCUGCCAUAUCAUAUUGCGAAAAAGAAGAUUCCAUGCAUUGAUAUCGAAACUGAUGAAUUUGUUAGACCUGUCGAUAACAACGGUAUUAAACUGGAGCAGUUUAUUUUUGAUGUUUUCCCCAGCGUCGACUUGGCCAAGUUUGGUUGUUUGGAAGUUCCACGGGAGGACGAAUUCAGCCCUUUGAAGAAUGCACCUGGCUCUGGCAGAGAUUGUCCGGAAACCUGUAAAUUGGAUUCUCUGAAAAGAAGUACCUUGUGGGUCCUUAAUAAUGGCGGUCGUCUUAGCUCUCCAGAAGCCCUUGUUGAAGUCAGCCCCUUGGCUAGUUAUGCUGGCGAAGGCCUAGCUGAUGUUGACGGUAAAGUGUAUAAAAACGACUUCAUCUUGAACUGA
Pichia kudriavzevii is the source of this 1443-nucleotide messenger RNA. RefSeq lists its product as uncharacterized. Bases 1 to 1443 code for a protein of 480 amino acids. NCBI's taxonomy places the organism in Eukaryota, Fungi, Ascomycota, Pichiomycetes, Pichiales, Pichiaceae. The record is from RefSeq and is a predicted model, not a curated record. Gene Ontology annotation, biological process: UDP-N-acetylglucosamine biosynthetic process. The transcript has a single exon. Gene Ontology annotation, molecular function: UDP-N-acetylglucosamine diphosphorylase activity.